Aspergillus nidulans FGSC A4 is the source of this 351-nucleotide messenger RNA. RefSeq lists its product as uncharacterized. The record is from RefSeq and is a predicted model, not a curated record. The coding region runs from base 1 to 351 and encodes 116 amino acids. The transcript is spliced from 2 exons. NCBI's taxonomy places the organism in Eukaryota, Fungi, Ascomycota, Eurotiomycetes, Eurotiales, Aspergillaceae.
AUGCCUGGCAAGCCAUGCCUGCUGCAAUCCCAGGCAGGAACAGUAGGCGUCUGUGGGCUAUACGGGCCAGUCAUGUCGCUGAUGAGUCGGGACCUCAUACAAAUGACUUGCAUGUGCGUCCGCAAUCGCACGCACAAGAUGCAAGGAAUGCAGUACGCUUUGCUCCUUCCCUACCUGUCUAAAGCAGUGUUUCACUGCUUCCGUUAUACGGAUUGUGUAUAUCGCCCCAUGCUUCAGCCGUACAAAUGUAUCACUGCUUUUGACCAUUUCUUGGCACACGAGCUUGCAACACAGUUCUCCACAUCUCUGCCUCCAUCAGGCGACAAGAAUAUUGGGGCCGGCCUCGCUUGA